AUCAAUAGUAAGGGGGUGAAAAUAAACAUGGCGGACACGGAGUUCGAAGAAUUUAGACAUAGUUUCGAGAAAAUAUCAUCGCACACUAAAACAACUGCACCAUUCUAUUCACUUGUUCACGACGUCACGGUCGAUGAAGACUCUCCCACGUCUUCCAAGAGCGAUUUGGACAAUUACUGUGAUAUAAACGAUGGUUUGGAAAGUAAUAGUGGACCCUCAUCAUUUGGUAGUAAAAAAGAAAACGCUAUAUCUAUUGGUGCUUCGCCUUCCCUACCUUGGAAAGGUGAAAGAAGACGUAGAAAACUUCCGGAAAUUCCAAAAAAUAAAAAGUCAUCUGUAGUUACAAUGUAUAAUAACGCUCAAUUGCAUUUAUCAAGGGAUAUAUCCCUAGCUGAUGAACUAACUGGUAACAACAGUGGACCAAGUUCAAUCCUAGUAUUAAAAUGUGGUUAUUUAUGGGACGAUUCGCCAGAAUCGGACAGAUUAUUAACGGACGCCGAUAGCGGCCACAGCACUGCACAUUCACCUAGUGGAACCGACGGACCGAAAUCAAUGUCUCCAAUUUUGGGUAUUUCACCUUCUGUAAUUGGGGGUGUAGCUUACAACGAUGUAGAUAUGCUAGAAGCGACGCAUAGGGCGCUGCAUAAAUUCAUUCCGAGGCACGAAGAUGAAAUAGAAAUUGAAAUAGGAGACCCAAUUUAUGUACAGAAAGAAGCUGAUGAUCUUUGGUGUGAAGGAGUCAACUUGAGGACGAGUAGAAUGGGAAUUUUCCCAUCUGCAUAUGCUGUUGACUGUGAUUAUAGUGAUUGGGAUUCUUCUUGUGAACAUGGCCGUAGGGAGCGAUAUCUUUUAGGUUAUAUUGGGUCGGUGGAAACGCUGGCCCAUAAGGGCACAUCUGUGGUAUGUCAAGCUGUUAGAAGGGUUAUUGGAAAUACAGGAAAUGAACCGGAACUUCAUCCCUGCACUUUAGAAGUCUCCGAUCAGGGCCUUAGGAUGGUGGAUAGAAGAAAACGAAAUCAAAACGAACCGUGUAUAGAUUACUUUUAUUCGUUAAAGAACGUAUCAUUCUGCGCAUUUCACCCCCGCGACCAUCGCUAUUUAGGUUUUAUAACCAAACAUCCGACGUUGCAAAGAUUCGCUUGCCACGUUUUUAGAGGUCAAGACUCCACGAGGCCUGUAGCUGAAGCGGUCGGUCGUGCAUUCCAAAGGUUCUACCAAAAGUUCAUAGAGACUGCUUAUCCGGUUGAAGAUAUUUACAUUGAAUAAAUGUUUUAGUGCAAUAAAUAAAUUAUUCUACGAUAUGUAAAUAUAUAAUGCUGUCAUCAAUAAAGAAAACUGUCUACUUUUA
Messenger RNA from Diorhabda sublineata, 1348 nucleotides. RefSeq names its product JNK-interacting protein 1 (gene Aplip1). The transcript is spliced from 8 exons. The coding region runs from base 28 to 1266 and encodes 412 amino acids. Gene Ontology annotation, cellular component: cytoplasm. Gene Ontology annotation, biological process: regulation of JNK cascade. Lineage: Eukaryota; Metazoa; Arthropoda; Insecta; Coleoptera; Chrysomelidae. Gene Ontology annotation, molecular function: protein binding. The record is from RefSeq and is a predicted model, not a curated record.